Messenger RNA from Sciurus carolinensis (gray squirrel), 2432 nucleotides. RefSeq names its product regulator of G protein signaling 11 (gene Rgs11). The coding region runs from base 235 to 1719 and encodes 494 amino acids. The record is from RefSeq and is a predicted model, not a curated record. The transcript has 16 exons. Gene Ontology annotation, biological process: regulation of G protein-coupled receptor signaling pathway; G protein-coupled receptor signaling pathway; intracellular signal transduction. Lineage: Eukaryota; Metazoa; Chordata; Mammalia; Rodentia; Sciuridae.
UCCGAGUCCACCCCAUCCAGGGACCCUCGCCCCGCUACAAGAGCGCUGCAAGUGGGACACUCGGCUCAGGCCGAGCUCAGGAGGGCAUCCCUGGGUACCCUGCGCCCCUGCGCGCAUGUAGCCGCUUGAGGCUUCAGGCUCUCCAACACAGGCUGGGCGGCCGGCCUCUGCCCGAGGCCCCAAGGGUUAACCCAGGCGGGCGGGGCGGGGCCACUCGGAUGUCCGCUGCUCAGCAUGGCCGCUAGCCCCGCGCCCUGUGGCGGGCGCCCCCGCGAGCAGAGGCUGCACCUCCGCAAGAUGGAGCGCAUGGUCGUGAGCAUGCAGGACCCCGACCAGGGCGUGCGGAUGCGGAGCCAGCGCCUGCUCAUCACUGUCAUCCCGCACGCGGUGACCGGUGAGGCUGCGGCGAGGGCCCUGAGGGGGAACGGGGAGCCCGGCCUGCGCCCACCCAGCCUCUCCCGUGCAGGCGGCGACGUCGUGGAAUGGCUGGUCCGGAAGUUCUGCAUCUCGGAGGAGGAGGCCCUACACCUGGGCAGCCUGCUGGCGCAACACGGCUACAUAUACCCGCUGCGCGACCCACGCAGCCUGGCGCUCCGGCCGGACGAGACGCCCUACAGGUUCCAGACACCAUACUUCUGGACAAGCACUCUGUGGCCGCCUGCUGAGCUGGACUAUGCCAUCUACUUGGCCAAGAAGAACAUGCGGAAGCCGGGAGCCCUGGUCAACCAUGAGAAGGAGCACUAUGACCAGUUGCACAAGAAGAUCAAUCACACCUGGGACCUGGUAGUGAUGCAGGCUCGGGAACAGCUGCGGGCAGCUAAGCAGCGCAGGAAAGGGGACAGGCUGGUCAUUGCAUGCCAGGAGCAGACAUACUGGCUGGUGAACAGGCCCCCGCCUGGGGUCCCCAGUGUGCUGGAGCAGGGCCCAGAGAGGGCCUCCAACAACACCAGUCAGGUGCAGAUGACACAGAGCUUGGAUUUCUAUAAGCAAGAGAUCGAGCGUUCCAGGACAGCAUUAGGCCGGACCCGGGUGAAGUCCUCCAUUUGCCUUGAGGCGUUCCUGAUGUUCAGUCACCAGCGAGGGCCACACGACCCCAUCCUGGCGGGGUGUCUGCCCAGCAACCCCUGGAUCACAGAUGACGAAGCCUACUGGUCCGUGAAUGCGCCCAUGGUGGCUGUGCCCACAAAGCCACGUGUGGAGCGAUGGGGCUUCAGCUUCCAGGAGCUCCUGGAUGAUCCCAUGGGGAGGGUCCACUUCAUGGACUUUCUUCAGAAGGAGUUCAGUGCGGAAAACCUCAGCUUCUGGGAGGCGUGUGAGGAGCUGCGCUUUGGAGGGCAGGCCCAGAUCCCCACUCUGGUGGACACCGUGUACCAGCAGUUCCUGGCUCCUGGCGCAGCCCAGUGGGUCAAUAUUGACAGCCGGACAAUGGAGCGAACGCUCGAGGGGCUGCGCCGGCCCCACCGCUACGUCCUGGAUGACGCACAGCUGCACAUCUACAUGCUCAUGAAAAAGGACUCCUACCCGAGGUUCCUCAAGUCUGACAUGUACAAGGGCCUGCUGGCCGAAGCUGUGGUUCCAUUGGAGACAAAGAGACGGGUGUUCCCAUUCGUGCGGAAGCCACGGCUCUCCAGCCCCUGCCCUGCUCUGCCGCCCAUCUCUGGGGAGCCCACGGCAGCUACGGCAGCUGGAAGCCCUGCAGGUGGUGAUGGGGAGAGCUAGGUGGACUCAGGCUCACCCCCACAGCGACACCGACUGUGGGCCACUCCUCCUGAACUCUGCAACUCCUCCCUCGUCCAGAGGGCCCAGUCUUGCCCGCCUUUCUACAGCUCCUCCUUUCCCUCGGACAUGCUACUGCCUGCCCAGAAGGGACUGGUCUCCAGGAGGGGUUUCACUAGCCAAGCUUGGCCAGAUGAAAGGCGAGGCUGAGGCCAUGUGGAGGUCCUGGCAGUCUGCAGCCUUCUGCCAGCACUGGGUGCCCUUCCCCACCUUGAGGGCACCAAGACAGCUGGCACAAUAGGACACCUGUCACGAGAUGAGGAAAAGCAGGCCUCUGGGCACUCCACCCUGCCCAGGAGCAGCUCCACCGCCCUGUGACCCUAAUCCUGCUGAGACCUUGCCAGCCUGUCCCGCCCACUCUCACAAGCCACCCGUGGCACCCUUCCAAGGUUUGACAGGCGACUCCACGCCCCACUCUGAUCAGGAGGCUCCGAUUCCCUCAGGACAGCCAGUGCCCACUCCUCCCACCAAAACUUCCUCUGGACCACUGGUGUUAUUUCCCACUCAGGCAAGGGCGCCCUACUUCCCUAGGCCUAGGCUGAAGGCAUAGCUGGUUCUUUUCGAGGUGCAACCCCUCCCACAGGGCUGACCCACAUCCUCCCCCUUCUGUACACUGGUACAGAAAUAAAGAAUCUCAGCCCUAAGCUGAUCCCACU